Nannospalax galili (Upper Galilee mountains blind mole rat) is the source of this 1902-nucleotide messenger RNA. RefSeq names its product major facilitator superfamily domain containing 10 (gene Slc75a1). The record is from RefSeq and is a predicted model, not a curated record. Gene Ontology annotation, biological process: transmembrane transport. The transcript is spliced from 12 exons. Bases 279 to 1661 code for a protein of 460 amino acids. Gene Ontology annotation, cellular component: brush border membrane. Lineage: Eukaryota; Metazoa; Chordata; Mammalia; Rodentia; Spalacidae. Gene Ontology annotation, molecular function: transmembrane transporter activity.
GGGCGUGGCCGCUCCUGCGCGGUGCAUUCCCCUCUGGGUGCCCCUGGCCCGGAGCUUGGCCCACCGUGGUCGUCGUGGGUGUGCUGGGUUCAGGCGCGCGGUCCCGGGGUGCACGUCGCUCCCCACUACCCCCGGGUUUCCCGCUACCCGUGCCCUGUGCACAGCCGGAUCCUGCCCCGCCCCCUCUGCGCUUCUCUAUUGCUGGCGGGUACCCGGAAACUUAGCUCCCAGGAACACAGGCCAGGUGGUUGCCACCCCAGCAGGUCGGAGCGGCCACCAUGGGGUGGGGAGGGGACGCUGGCUGCACCCCGCGCCCGCCGAUCCGCCCGCAGCCCGCGUCCGAGCGCCGUGUGCUCACCGUGGUCUUCUUCGGCCUCCUGCUCGACCUCCUGGCCUUCACGCUGCUGCUGCCGCUGCUGCCCCAGCUACUGGAGAGCCAUGGCCGGGCGCGGGACCCAGUCUACAGCUCCUGGCAGCACGGAGUGAACUGGUUUGCGACAACCAUUGGGAUGCCAGCUGAGAAGAGGUACAACAGUGUCCUGUUUGGAGGUAGGCAUGCCAGUCUCAUUGGUUCAGCCUUCUCCCUCCUGCAGUUCAUCUCGGCACCACUCACAGGAGCUGCCUCUGAUUGCCUGGGGAGGCGCCCAGUGAUGCUACUGUCCCUGAUGGGUCUGGCCACUUCCUAUGCAGUGUGGGCCCUCUCCCGGAGCUUCGCAGCCUUCUUGGCCUCCAGAGUGAUUGGAGGCAUCAGCAAGGGGAAUGUUAGCCUCUCCACAGCCAUCGUGGCAGACCUGGGCUCCCCCGCAGCCCGAAACCAAGGCAUGGCAGUCAUUGGAGUGGCCUUUUCCCUGGCCUUCACGCUGGGCCCCAUGCUUGGGGCCGUCCUGUCUGUUGAACUGGCACCCUGGUUCAGCUUGCUGUUUGCCAUCUCCGACAUGCUGUUCAUGUUCUGCUUCUUGCCAGAGACGCUGCCCCGGGAGAAACGGGCUUCCUCUGUUGCCCUGGGCUUCUGUGCUGCUGCCAACCUGCUCAGUCCCGUGGCCCUGCUUCGCUUUGCUGCAGUUGCUCAGAGUCAGGACCCACCUGCUGGGGACAGGCUGAACAGCCUGCGCCGUCUCGGCCUAGUCUAUUUCCUCUACCUCUUCCUGUUCUCGGGCCUGGAGUACACACUCAGCUUCCUUACACACCAGCGCUUCCAGUUCAGCAGCCUGCAGCAGGGCAAGAUGUUUUUCUUCAUCGGCCUCACCAUGGCCACCGUACAGGGCACCUACGCCCGCCGGAUCAGCCCUGGCAAGGAAGUUGCAGCUGUAAAGCGGGCAAUGCUGCUGCUGGUGCCGGCCUUCCUCCUCCUCGGCUGGGGGCACUCGCUGCCAGUCCUGGGCCUGGGGCUGCUGCUCUACUCCUUCGCCGCUGCUGUUGUGGUGCCCUGCCUGUCCUCUGUGGUCGCCAGCUAUGGUUCACCAGGGCAGAAGGGCACAGUCAUGGGCACACUGCGGAGCCUGGGCGCCCUAGGAAGGGCAGUGGGGCCCAUGGUGGCCGCCUCAGUGUACUGGCUGGCUGGAGCCCAGGUUUGCUUCACCAUGUGCUCCGGGCUCUUCCUGAUCCCCUACCUCCUCCUGCGGAAGCUGAGGCACUCAGCACAGACUUCCAAGGCUGAGUAGCCAUACCCAUGCCCAGAUGCCCAGGCUGCAAGUGGGAACCUGGGCCAAGACCAUUCCCCACUGAGGUCCACUCCUUCCUCUACACCCUGGGAGACUUGCCAUGCCCCUCCUCUCCAGGUGUGGCAGCUUCUCACCCUCUCUGGUGUCCCAGGCCCUACAGGGUGUGGCCCCAGAGCCUUUGAGAGCCAUUGUUUUUUAGCAGUCAUCCUUUAGAAUGACAAUAAAGUAACCCUUUCACAUA